AUGUCGACCGCCGCGAUCAAUACCAUGGCUUCGAACUCGAAUAGCACCGCGCUUCAACCCAAUAAUGCUGCUGCGGACCUCAAACCGAAGGGCGAGAGUGCUGCGAAAGUGAAGCCCUGCUGCGUAUGCAAAGACGAAAAAGCCGCCCGCGACGAAUGCAUGCUCUUCUCCAACGCCAAAGACCCACAGGAAGCUUGCCAGGAUCUGGUCUCGAAGUACCGAAGUUGUAUGAGCAGUUAUGGAUUCAACAUCGCGUAG
Messenger RNA from Cercospora beticola, 258 nucleotides. RefSeq names its product copper metallochaperone COX17 (gene COX17). Gene Ontology annotation, cellular component: mitochondrial intermembrane space. NCBI's taxonomy places the organism in Eukaryota, Fungi, Ascomycota, Dothideomycetes, Mycosphaerellales, Mycosphaerellaceae. Gene Ontology annotation, biological process: mitochondrial respiratory chain complex IV assembly. Gene Ontology annotation, molecular function: copper chaperone activity; copper ion binding. The record is from RefSeq and is a predicted model, not a curated record.